AUGAGCGGCCGUGAUAAUGGCCCUCGGAAGAGGCGCAAGCUGUCGCCUCCAGAGCCUGGACCUUACGUGCUACGUGCGGUUACUGAUGACAUUCCGCUCAAGGCCGAUGACCACCAUGAUGAUGUCUCCAUAACUUGUGUUGAAUACUGGAAUAAUAAUCUAUACAUUGGGACCUCUGCAUCCGAGAUCCUGCACCUCGUUGCGCUGCCCCCCGAUCCCACUUCUGAGAGUUCGAGUCCCACCUUCAUCCUAGCUUCACGGUUGCAGCCAAGUGGCCACGACCUCGGGAAAGAUGCACUAGGCCGGCGAGGUGUCCAGCAAAUUGUCAUACUGCCCAGCUCUUCAAAAGCCUGCGCUCUGUGUAACGGCACUGUCUCGUUCUAUUCCCUGCCAGAGUUGAGCCCCGCCUUUCCCAACAAGGAGCCCACAAACGUGCAGUGGAUAGGAGGCCUGGAUGACAAUGUCGGUCCUGACGGCCACCAUGAGCCGGUGCUCAUGAUCGCCAACUCGAAACGAAUCCUGCUGGUAAGAAUUGGAGAGAAACUCAGAUCCGCGGGAAGCAAUAUCGAGUAUCCUGGAUGCUUGCGCUCUGCUAGACGAGACACCAUUGCUUGCGUUGCGGAUUCCAAAAGCUAUGCCUUGCUGGAGAUCGAACAUCAGCAGAAGAUCCCUCUGUUUCCCAUAUCGUCCGCCAGCCCCGAUCAAGACGACCAGCAGCCACCUACCCCGAACCGAGACAAUUCCCGCUCACCACCAGAAGGCGCAGGCCAUGGCCGCAGUACUAGCCUGGGCAACCUCAUAAGCUCUGUUGCUGAUCGGACCAUCAGCCCACGUCCGCUAUCCACUCCGGAUGGCAGGCUAUUGGCUCCAGGCGGCGGUGGUGCUGUACACGGUGGAAGGGAGAUCAGUCAGUCACCCAGCCGAUCCGACACGCAGAGCCCGGGCACCAGGCAGCGCUCGUCAACGGAUAGUCUUCCUGCGAGGCCGAAGCCAGAUGCGAGCCAGCGGCCUUCAGCUGGAUAUAUUAAACCACACAUCGUAUCACCGUUUCCAACUGAAUUCAUGCUGACUACGGGCACGAGUCCGUCUGAACCUGGAGUCGGCAUGUUUGUCAAUGUCGAUGGUGAUCUCGUUCCACGAGGCACAGUCGAAUUUCCCACCUAUCCCGACGCCGUUCUAGUAGAUGAGAAGGCCCCUCCCAAUCCAGCUUUUCCGUCACCUGCUGAUGAUGAGCGCAUCAUCAUUGCUUUAUUGCGCAAGGAGAAAAACGAAACGAGCGUGUCCGGCUUGCAUAUCCAGCCUCUACCCGGGCCGAACACAACUAACCAGACCAAGGGAUAUUGGUUGGAGUUUCGGAGUCUUAGAGAUGACACAUCAUCUGGGCUGCAUAAAGCCCUGGAUGCGCAGAACCACGAUUUCGAGGACGUUGCAGAGCUUAUGCAAGCAGUACCUGUCAGACUCAAUCGAGAAAGUAUCCUAACUCUUUACGACAAGUCUGAGGAUGAUCCACGCACGAGCUCUGCUGUGGAGCAGCUUGAACAACAGGAAGCCCUGUUCGACUCCGGCAAUGGUGGCACAUCUCCGCCAGAAGUCGUUGCCGAACUCAUCGAGAAGCGUCUUGAGGAAGAAAAGAAGUUUGUCAGGCGCUUCGGUCAGAGCAGAAGUCGUCAGAUUGUUUGGCAGGGCGACAAGCUUUGGCACCUCUUACCCAAUCCCUUGAUACUCCAAUUGGAAGCACGCAUUCGAGAAGCCGUAGGCAAAAACGACGGAUGGACAGUAGAUGCCAGAGCUCUGUUGAGGCUCAUGACCGAUUUACGGAAGCGCGAAGCUGAAAGUGAGGUGGAGUUCCUGACAUUGAGCUUCAUUCGGCAGAAGACUAGCUUGAUGCUCUUUCUACACUUGACGAACCUCUUGACAUCUCAUGACGACCUGGCCGAACAUCAGUCCGCUAUUGAAAAUGCCAUGCACGAGAGUGGGUUGGAUCCUCGCGUUGUUCUACUCCUCAUUCCGCCCUUGUCAUCCGAGGUAAGCCAAGGCUCACAAGGUAUCUGGAUGCAGCAAGGUAUGGUGGAUGUUUGUGCUGGAUUCAAAUCGCCCAUCCAAGAUUUCACUAAGGCACCCCUGGAGUUCUGGAUGAUGCUUAGGCACUAUUUGACGCUAUGGCAGGAGAAGCGAGGCUAUGGUAGCAUAACCGACGAGAAGUUGGUGUUCGACUCUGUCGAUGCAGCUCUCCUGCACGUUCUGCUGUAUUUGGAUCAAGCUCUUCCAAAGGGAAGCGGCGUGCAGACGUCCUCGCGCGCCAAACUCAACAACGUUGUGGAUCACUGGAAGGGCAACUUUGACCGAGCGGUGUCGCUUCUCGAGCGGUACCAGCGUCUUUAUGUGCUCAGCCGGUUGUACCAGAGCAGGAAGCAAGCCAAAGAGGUCCUGAGAACUUGGCGACGGAUUGCUGAAGGCGAGCCUGACGUCGACUACGGACCGGACUCGACGGAUCUGGAGCUGCAGAUCAAGCGCUACCUUGCGGUCAUUCGCGACACAAGCCUUAUCCAGGAGUACGGCAUAUGGCUUGCCCACCGGAACCCCAGCCUAGGUGUGCAGGUAUUCUCCGAAGAUUCUAGCAGAGUCAAAUUCGAUCCUCAGGAAGUCGUCCGACUACUGAAAUUGCAUGCGCCCGAAGCAGUGCAGCAAUACCUCGAGCACCUUGUCUUCAGUAAAGGCCUCGAACGUUAUGCCGAUGAUCUGAUCGGCUACUACCUGGAUUCUGUGCUUGACGUCCUUGAAUCCUCAGAAGCUGCUCGUGAAUCUUUGGCGCAGACGUACAGCGUGUAUCGCUCAUUGCCUUCGCCGAAGCCGACCUAUCUGAAUUUCAUCACCGACAACGCACCACCAGAGGCCUGGUGGCAGUCCCGUCUCCGGCUGCUUCAACUUCUCGGAAGUGGCGGAUACGCGAGAACGGACACAUCCAAGGAGCUGACAUAUUCCGUGCCAAUGGUGCUUCAGCGGCUAGCCCCCUUCUCCUCGUACCUGGUCUCCGAAUCGAUCAUCCUCGAUGCCCGCCAGGGCCGACACCGCGAAGCACUACGGCUGCUCACACACGGGCUAGGCGACUACGACUCAGCCGUACGCUACUGCUACUUUGGCGGCCCAACCUCCGCCUCGUCCGGCACCAUCGAUGCCAGCGCCUUGCCCUCCCGCGAAUUGCAGCAGGAGCUCUUCGACUAUCUCUUCCACGAGUUCCUGAAAAUCGAAGACGAAGAAGAGCGCCUCGAGCACGCCAGCCAGUUGCUCGGCAAAUUCGCCACCUGGUUCGACCCGCUACAGAUCCUGGUCGAGAUCCCCAACGAGUGGAAUGUCGCGCUGCUGGCCGAGUUCCUGCUGCGCAGCUUCCGCGCCGCCACUUCGGCCAGGAACGAGGCGGUUAUCGUGAAAGCCCUCAGUGCCGCGCAGAACCUGCAGAUGCAGGCGCAGUUCGUGGAGGUGUGUGAGAAGGUGGGUGCUACGAUUGAGGCGGAGAAGGGACGCGUGAGCGAAGGCGAAGGAGGUGGUGAUGUUGAUGAUGCGCCACCACCACCGUCUGAUAUACAAGUCUCGUGA
Messenger RNA from Cyphellophora europaea CBS 101466, 3594 nucleotides. RefSeq lists its product as uncharacterized. The transcript is spliced from 2 exons. The record is from RefSeq and is a predicted model, not a curated record. Lineage: Eukaryota; Fungi; Ascomycota; Eurotiomycetes; Chaetothyriales; Cyphellophoraceae. Bases 1 to 3594 code for a protein of 1197 amino acids. Gene Ontology annotation, biological process: autophagy; endosomal vesicle fusion; vesicle-mediated transport. Gene Ontology annotation, cellular component: fungal-type vacuole membrane; cytoplasm.